This is a messenger RNA of Ilex paraguariensis (yerba mate), 415 nucleotides long. The record is from the annotation of a GenBank genome assembly. Lineage: Eukaryota; Viridiplantae; Streptophyta; Magnoliopsida; Aquifoliales; Aquifoliaceae.
UGGAUCAAGCUCCUCCAUUUUUAAGAGUCUCUUUCAUUUGCUCUCAAAGCUGGAACAAGCUUUUUCAAAGAAAGGUAUUAGACAAGGGGAGCUCCCUCUUCCCCUUGUACUUGCAAAUUAGGUUUGAAUAUAUUCGAGAGAGGCUCUCUCCCCCAAUCUGCGGUUCCAGAGGAUCGUAGUCUAAAUUCAUAUGGGGAGCGGGGGAGGGAACUUCCGCCGGUGCUGGCGCCUGCGGCAGCGCCUCUGGAGCCGCCCCCGGUUGUUGAUCUGGCGCCUGCGGCAGCGCAUCGAGAGCCGUGCUGAGAGGAGUGCCUGCUCCCUUGUGUUUGAGGGAGUUGGUGCGGCAUUCGAAGUGGGUGCGGGUGAUAUUAUUGGCUCUGUCUUCUUUUCGUUCCUACUUACGGCUUUAGCUUAA